Racocetra persica is the source of this 241-nucleotide messenger RNA. The record is from the annotation of a GenBank genome assembly. Lineage: Eukaryota; Fungi; Glomeromycota; Glomeromycetes; Diversisporales; Gigasporaceae.
CAGCCUUCGUGAUGAAAACCAAUGUCUUAGUCACAAUCUUGAAAUCGUGAGAAGGCUUGACAGGAAUAUGAUUGCUAAUCAAAAUGUACAAAUAAGAAAUUUAGAGGAUCGAGUAGAAAUAUAUAGUGCGGUACUAAGUGAAAGAGGAAUGUGUACAAUACCGAUGUUAAGAAAACAUGAUGCUUUCAUCAUUCUCGAAGGUGAUGAACAAAUGGAUACAGAUGAACAUGGAGGAUUCUAA